GCUCUUCCGGGUCGUGCAGUCGUGUUUACGAAUAAACCGCGCAGCAUUACAUAAUCUCUCCUCGAUGGUGUAAUCCUUCGCUUUAUCCUCUUUUUACAGCUUACCGCGGUACUUUAUACAUUAAUAAUGGGUCCAAACAGGAUCUACAUCAGUGUGGGUUAUGCCACGUUCGGCAUGCUGGUGGGAUUUUCGGCGUUUAUCGUGUGGAAUGUGGUUUAUAAACAGCCAUGGACGGCGGCGACGGGCGGGUUAUCAGGCGUUCUGGCACUCUGGGCAUUGGUCACCCACAUUAUGUACAUUCAGGACUACUGGCGCACAUGGCUGAAAGGACUUAAGUUCUUCAUGUUUGUUAGUUUGGUCUUCUCCCUCCUGGCUGUUGCUGCUUUUGCCACCUUCAUAGCUUUAGCUGUUACAGAAAAGCAGUCAAUAACUGACCCCAAGAGCUUCUAUCUAUCUGCCGUGUGGAGCUUCAUGACUCUUAAAUGGGCCUUCCUGCUGGGCAUGUACUCCCACCGUUACCGCCAGGAGUUUGCUGACAUCAGCAUCCUCAGUGACUUUUGAUUGGCUCCUACAUCUGUAAUAGAUUUGUAGUUGCCAGUCGGUGGCUUCAAAUGCCAAUGUGGAGAUGGAAAGAAGGAUGGAUCUCCUUUUUAAAACCGUCUUACAGCCUACUUUGCUUUCACAGAAAAGACUCAAAUCUCAGUCCUUCUUCCCUCAGAUCCGGGCCUAAUGUCUGCCAUCUGCCUCUUUCCGGUCAUUUUGAGUUAACUGGAGGUUUUACAUUGACAUGUUUCAAAGGAAGUGGGUAUA
This is a messenger RNA of Carassius carassius (crucian carp), 810 nucleotides long. RefSeq names its product heme transporter hrg1-B-like. The transcript has 3 exons. The coding region runs from base 127 to 561 and encodes 144 amino acids. Gene Ontology annotation, cellular component: lysosomal membrane; plasma membrane. The record is from RefSeq and is a predicted model, not a curated record. Gene Ontology annotation, molecular function: heme binding; heme transmembrane transporter activity. Gene Ontology annotation, biological process: heme transport. NCBI's taxonomy places the organism in Eukaryota, Metazoa, Chordata, Actinopteri, Cypriniformes, Cyprinidae.